Messenger RNA from Sphaerodactylus townsendi, 1879 nucleotides. RefSeq names its product isocitrate dehydrogenase (NAD(+)) 3 non-catalytic subunit beta (gene IDH3B). Gene Ontology annotation, molecular function: oxidoreductase activity, acting on the CH-OH group of donors, NAD or NADP as acceptor; magnesium ion binding; NAD binding. The transcript has 12 exons. Gene Ontology annotation, biological process: tricarboxylic acid cycle; isocitrate metabolic process. The coding region runs from base 69 to 1214 and encodes 381 amino acids. Lineage: Eukaryota; Metazoa; Chordata; Lepidosauria; Squamata; Sphaerodactylidae. The record is from RefSeq and is a predicted model, not a curated record. Gene Ontology annotation, cellular component: mitochondrion.
GUAAUAGAUAUGCGUCUGGAGCGCGUCAUAAGUACGUCUCCGAGCGGCAGAGACUGUGGGAUCGCAAGAUGGCGGCUCUCAGGAGCUUCCGGUGUCUCCUGCAUCCCCAGAGUUGUGCAGUCUGGAGAGGCCUCAGCAGCUCUGCUGUGCUCCAGCAGGGCCGAGCACUGGCAGAGAAGCCGAAGGCUGAAGGGGUCUUCCACGUGACGAUGCUCCCUGGGGAUGGGGUGGGCCCAGAGCUCAUGCACUCGGUCAAGGAAGUCUUCAAGGCUGCUUCUGUCCCUGUGGAGUUUGAAGAGCACCACCUGAGUGAGGUACAGAACAUGGCUUCAGAGGAGAAGCUGGAUGAGUUUCUCAACUCCAUGAAGAAGAGCAAAGUGGCUCUCAUAGGAAAGAUCCACACCCCCAUGGAAUACAAAGGGGAACUGGCCUCGUACGACAUGAGGCUCAGGCGUAAACUUGACCUCUUUGCCAACGUGGUCCACGUGAGCAGCCUGCCCGGUUAUAAAACCCGGCACAACAAUCUGGACCUGGUGAUCAUCCGAGAGCAGACCGAGGGGGAGUACAGCUCCCUGGAGCACGAGAGUGCCAAGGGGGUAAUUGAGUGCCUGAAGAUUAUCACGCGGGCCAAGUCGCAGCGCAUCGCCAAGUUUGCUUUCGAUUAUGCCACCAAGAAGGGCCGUUCCAAGGUCACGGCUGUGCACAAAGCCAACAUAAUGAAGCUGGGCGACGGGCUCUUCCUGCGCUGCUGCAAAGAGGUGGCUGAGCUGUAUCCCAAGAUCCAGUUCGACACCAUGAUCAUUGACAACUGCUGCAUGCAGCUGGUGCAGAAUCCCUACCAGUUUGAUGUUCUGGUCAUGCCUAACUUGUAUGGGAAUAUCAUAGACAACCUGGCAGCUGGCCUAGUGGGUGGAGCCGGUGUGGUCCCUGGGGAGAGCUACAGUGCUGAGUAUGCUGUCUUCGAGAUGGGCGCCCGGCACCCCUUUGCCCAAGCUGUGGGGAGGAACAUUGCCAACCCCACGGCCAUGCUGCUGUCCUCGGCCAACAUGUUGCGUCACCUCAACUUGGAGCAUCAUUCGGCCCUGAUCUCAGAGGCGGUGCGGAAAGUGAUCAAGGUCGGCAAGGUGCGGACGAGAGACUUGGGCGGUUACUCCACCACCUCUGACUUCGUCAAGUCUGUCAUUGACCACUUGCACCCCCACUUUGGGGUCUAGGGUGGGGCCUUCCUCACCGUGGCCCCCCUUGGCUACUGGCCCCUGCGGAGAGUCUGCCUUGAGCCUUCUCCCCGGCUACACUCCUUGAUGGGGGAGGGAAAGUGGUUGCCCCAUCCACACCCUUCUUACCUGGCUGCUUUGGGGCUGGGCAUGAUCCCCUGGUUGGCUGUCGGGGGAGCAACACACACCUCCCAGGCCACGAGGAAGUGUCGCGUUUACAGGCCAGGGCUGUUGAAGAGCGGCGGUAGACAUUGGAGCCAGCGAGCCCACUGGCACUGUGGGAGGCUAGGGCUGGGGACCCCCCACCUCGGGCCAUUUCCUUCCUUCUCUGCACUCCUGCCGUUCCCUCCCCAAGACCACGGUGUCCUUGACUGCUGGGGGGCCCCCACAGUGUUGUCAAGUGUUACCGCUCCGCUUGAGGGGGCGCACGUUCCUUUGCAGCACUGGCUGCUCCUUGACCAGUUUGGAGAGGUGGCCCCCACUUUGUGCAAGUUGAUCCCGCUGUGGGGAGGGAGAGUUGGUGGGGGUCACUUUGGCAGGGGAGUUUGGGUGGGGGCUCUCUGGGCUGCUUCAUGAACACCGGCUGCCCGCUCUCCCAGGCCUUCCCCGAGGUGAUGCGGUUGACCUUCCAGAGAGAGCCAUUUGUGUGAGUGGGUGGGGCUGCG